This is a messenger RNA of Lytechinus variegatus (green sea urchin), 2898 nucleotides long. RefSeq lists its product as uncharacterized. The coding region runs from base 303 to 2627 and encodes 774 amino acids. The transcript has 7 exons. Gene Ontology annotation, cellular component: membrane. NCBI's taxonomy places the organism in Eukaryota, Metazoa, Echinodermata, Echinoidea, Temnopleuroida, Toxopneustidae. The record is from RefSeq and is a predicted model, not a curated record.
GAGUCAUAAAAGCGGGCUAGUUUCAUUGUAAGGGUUGCUAGCCAACGAUUACCCUUCUUCUUCGAAACUCUCCCCCUCUCUCGAUCCAGCCUGUAUCGUUUGGAUGUUCACCAAUGCUUCUCAAGCCGACAGGGGGCGAAACGUUUUGAGGACAGAAAGGAUGCUACAAUACACGCAAUUAAAUUGAGUUGGAUUAACUUUCACUCAAAUGUUCUGAAACUCUGUUCAUCUUUACUUCAAUCCAUGUGACCAACCUCCUGCAACUUUAUUGUGAAGACAUUUAUGGAUUAAUCUUGUUCGCUAUGAUGACCAAAUCCACGAUGUCUCAAUACGUGUUUGCAGUUGUUUUUCUCUGUUUGUUUGUGCAGAAUGUUACCGCCAAGAGAGAGAUAUUCAGAUGCGACUUUGAGGACCCACGCUCGUCACUCUGCGGGUUUAGGGUUCAAUUCCCCCAGAAGAGCUUAGAGCAUCGGGAUGAACAAUGGGAUGUGAGGCGUGCCUGGGCGAGCAGGGGUGGACGAGAUGGGCCCACUACCGAUACUACACUCAACACCCCGCAAGGGUCCUAUGGGUACACCAAAGCGACGAACCAAACCGGAAGGUAUUUCUACAGCUUCCGGGUGAUGAUAGUGUCUCCGAGUCUGGUCCUGUCGAGUGGGCGUGGUCGACUGAGCUUCAGCGCUUACCUCUGGACCCACCUACACCCCGUACGGAAAGCGGACAACCUACCAACGUUCCGGGUGCGAGGGUGUGGCGACGAGAUUAGCUGGUCGUUGCAGGGACGCACAGCGGCCUGGCAGGAGGUGGACAUAACCAUCAACUGCAACAAGACGUUUCAGUUGGUGUUAGAGGCCAUUCACCGGAUGCCGGGGUCAAGUGUAGCUGUGGACGAUAUCCGGGUCACAAGUAUGCUUGAUCUGAAGGACCAUUUUCAGAACAGAGUGACGUCAUCCUCCUUCGACCACUAUGACGAAACAUUCACAUCACCUCCUACUACAACGACAGAGGGGAACACGAUCGACAGGUCCCUUCUUAUCACACUAUCUGGUCCAACUAUCGGAGCUAUAGUCGGCAUCAUCCUCGUCAUCCUCCUACUCAAUCUCCUUAUCUUCAUCAUCCUCAGAUUCAAGGUAAAAAAUGGUAAAAGAAGACAGGCAAGUCUGAGGCGCCAGAGCAAAGCCCAAAUCGAACAGCCGCACGAUACCGAAUCGGCUAUCAAGAAAGACCCCAUCCCUGUAGAUCAUCUGAAGAAGCGCUACAUCGAUGAAGACAACUAUAUCGUACCCGAUGAAGGUUUCUGUACCGACGACUUGGAGAAUACAUGCGAUUCCUUCAUGGACACAUCCACUUCAUGCGACACCAAUAGAUCUUCUGAGACGCACUACACCGGAUUGUCACUUGUUCGGACGUCCUCGAAAGAAGGGUCAUGGGAGAACCGACAACAGGGAGGUGAGACGAUAAGCUCUCUGGAGCAAGACCAGCCUCCAAGGGAGUAUUCCGUGAAACGAAAAGCACCUCUGAAACCAGUGUUGUCUCUGCGCUCUGAUGACGGAAAACCCGAUUCGCCACCGCCGAAGAAACCACCACUGAUACCGAAUCUUCGCAAGGAAACACUGACGUCAGACUCUGUGAUAUUUAACCUUCAUGGUAGGAGGAAAGAAUCCUUAGCUCUUGAGUUGCCAUUGUCUCCUAGAGGAGGCGGUAGGAAAGAGUCUUUGACUCCGGAGGCUGUGAUUUUUAAUCCUGGUGGUAGGAGAAAGGAAUCAUUGACCCCUGACCUGCCACUGUCUCCUAAAGGUGGUGGACGAAAGCAAUCAUUGACGCCGGAAAUCCCUUUGCCACUGUACAAAAGAAAGGAAUCCCUGACUCCAGAGAUCCCCGUCAUGCUAGUCACUGGCAGACGCAAAGAAUCGCUAACCCCAGAAACACCAGUUGCACCGAAGGUUGGCAAACGGAAGGAAUCGUUGAUACCCAAAGACGCAGAAGCAUUUCCAGAUGUUGGUAAACGAAAAGAAUCAUUAACACCCGACACACAACCCUUGACGCCGGAUAAACCCACCAUUUUAGUUCCGGGCCGACGCAAGCAGUCCCUCACGCCAGAAGCGCCCUCUCCUGUGCCACCAACAGGCAGGCGCAAGGAAUCUCUCACUCCAGAGACACCUACAAUGCCACUUCCCGAUAUUCCUCGCAUCAUACCCCCAACAAUACAAGUCAGCGGCGAUGUCUGGUCGUCCCCAGGAUACACAGAGCUAUCCCAUACCAGAAAAUCCAUCCGCAGGGACUAUGAAAAUGCACAGCUCGGUAAAGAAGACCAAAGCGAUAAGAACACAACACCAAAGAGCAAUUCAUUAAAUGUCAGCCAAGACGAGACUGGCUACCUCACGCCAUCAGGACUAUCAACGGGUCUCCCCUUCUAUGAGUCUGCAGAUCCCGUGAAGUUUGCGAGGGAACGGGCAAAAAGAAGCACCAGGAAACUCAUUCACGAAUACCAUGAUCUUAGUCACUCGAACAAUAAAUCCCAUCCGCAGUAUGAAUCGUCGGUAAUAAUGGCUACAACCCCUCCAAAACGAAUGCAAAUAUCCACCAUAUGGGAUGCAGACUCGGACUAUGAAGAACUGCAUAUCUAAAAAUGCAAUCAUGUCUGUGUAUUUUCUAAUGAUGGACAGCGGAUGAUGUUCAUUUUAGUGUUAAUGAGAGCAUGAUUAUUCUAAUUAAGUCAUGAAGAAACGAAGAGGUUCACCUAUGCAAUAAUGUAUUUUUUCAUCUGUAUAUUAUAUGUUGGAUCGUUGAGAAUACCACUUUCUUUCCAGGGGCCGCUUCAUAAAGCUGGUCGUAAGUUAAGAGCGACUUUAAGAACGACUGGUGAUCCUUUCUUGUGGUAAAUGAUAUUGACCAUUA